UAUGAAUUAGAAAAGUCAACCCUAGGCCCUCUUUAGCUUCCUCCAUUUAUAUAAACAGAGUAUUAACACACUUCUUUCCACAGCCUCUCUGUUCCAAUCUUCUCUCUAAUCUCUCACAACCAUGUCGGGAUCUAUAACUUGUUCGGCGACCGAUCUUGCCGUCCUGUUAGGUCCUAAUGCCACGGCGGCGGCCACUUACAUCUGCGGCCAACUAGGCGAUGUCAACAACAAAUUCAUCGACACUGCUUUCGCUAUAGACAACACAUACCUUCUCUUCUCAGCUUACCUUGUCUUCUCUAUGCAGCUUGGUUUCGCUAUGCUUUGUGCUGGUUCCGUGAGAGCCAAGAAUACUAUGAACAUCAUGCUUACCAAUGUUCUUGAUGCUGCAGCCGGUGGUCUCUUUUAUUAUCUCUUUGGUUAUGCUUUUGCCUUUGGAUCUCCUUCAAAUGGAUUCAUUGGUAAACACUUCUUUGGUCUUAAAGAUAUCCCCACGCCCACGGCUGAUUACUCGAAUUUUCUCUACCAAUGGGCUUUUGCUAUAGCCGCUGCUGGAAUCACUAGUGGCUCCAUCGCUGAACGGACUCAGUUCGUGGCUUAUUUGAUCUACUCAUCUUUCUUAACCGGGUUUGUUUACCCGGUCGUGUCUCACUGGUUCUGGUCAGUUGAUGGGUGGGCUAGUCCGUUCCGUACCGAUGGAGAUUUGCUUUUUGGUACCGGAGCUAUCGAUUUCGCUGGCUCUGGUGUUGUUCAUAUGGUCGGAGGUAUCGCUGGACUUUGGGGUGCUUUAAUAGAAGGUCCAAGACUUGGUCGGUUUGAUAACGGUGGUCGUGCCAUAGCUCUACGUGGUCACUCAGCGUCACUUGUUGUCCUUGGAACGUUCCUCCUUUGGUUCGGAUGGUACGGAUUCAACCCUGGUUCCUUUAACAAGAUCCUCGUCCCAUAUGAGACAGGGACAUAUAACGGCCAGUGGAGCGCGGUCGGAAGAACAGCCGUCACGACAACCUUAGCCGGCUGCACCGCGGCUCUUACAACCUUAUUCGGGAAACGUCUACUCUCAGGACAUUGGAACGUUACCGACGUAUGCAACGGUCUCCUUGGAGGGUUUGCAGCAAUAACUGGAGGCUGCUCUGUGGUAGAGCCAUGGGCCGCAAUCAUCUGCGGGUUUGUAGCGGCUCUUGUCCUCUUAGGAUGUAACAAAUUAGCGGAGAAGCUAAGAUACGACGACCCGCUUGAGGCAGCGCAGCUACAUGGUGGUUGUGGCGCGUGGGGGCUAAUAUUCACAGCUCUUUUCGCUCAAGAAAAGUACUUAAACCAGAUUUACGGUAACAAACCCGGACGGCCACACGGUUUGUUUAUGGGCGGUGGAGGAAAGCUACUCGGAGCUCAGCUGAUUCAAAUACUUGUGAUUACUGGUUGGGUUAGUGCGACCAUGGGAACACUCUUCUUUAUACUCAAGAAAAUGAAACUGCUGAGGAUAUCGUCGGAAGAUGAGAUGGCUGGUAUGGAUAUGACCAGGCAUGGUGGUUUUGCUUAUAUGUACUUUGAUGAUGAUGAGUCUCACAAAGCUAUUCAACUUAGGAGAGUUGAGCCAAGAUCUCCUUCUCCUAAUGGUGCUAAUAGUACUCCUACUCCGGUUUGAUUUGGACUUUUUACUAUUAUUUUUAUUUUGAAAACUUUGGAUAUUUUAUUUUUUGCAUUGCAGUAAUGUUUUUAGAUGUACAGUUUGGUUGGUUGUGACAAUUUAAUAUCUCUAUGUAAUGUGGUCAUUUGUGUUCUCUUUCAAGUAAUAACGCUUUUCUCCAAAA
Molecule: messenger RNA, 1805 nt
Organism: Capsella rubella
Lineage: Eukaryota; Viridiplantae; Streptophyta; Magnoliopsida; Brassicales; Brassicaceae
Product: ammonium transporter 1 member 1
Exons: 1
Coding region: 122-1639 (505 amino acids)
Biological process (GO): ammonium homeostasis; ammonium transmembrane transport
Cellular component (GO): membrane
Molecular function (GO): ammonium channel activity
Source: RefSeq, a predicted model, not a curated record